AUGAGCGGCGACUUGGAUGCCAUCUCCUGCGCCCUAUGGGGUCGCGGCGCUCCGCCACAGAACGCGGUGGGCCUGCUCUUGGCUCUCGUCAACUUGGUGGUUCAUGUGCCAUUCACCGACUUGCCCGUACUGCGGGACUACGAGCUGGGGCAGCUGCGAGAGCAGUACGACUACGUCAUCGUGGGUGGUGGAUCCGCUGGCUGCGUGAUCGCAAACCGGCUCUCAGCAGAUCCCCACGUCACGGUGCUGCUCCUGGAAGCCGGAGGAUUGGAGACAGCUAGCCGACAGCUUCCGGCUACCGCAUCCACCAAUACCGGAGGGCACGACGACUGGGCCUACUGGAGCCGACUCUACCUUCCCCGCGGCAAAGUACUCGGCGGCACCAGCACGAUAAACUUAUUGAUGUACGUACGAGGACACCCGUACGAUUUCGACCGUUGGGCCCGAGAGUACGGAGCCAAGGGAUGGGCGUACGAAGAGGUGUUGCCCCACUUCAAGGACAUCGAGGAUUAUCGCGCGGAAACACCGGACGAGUACCACGGCACAGGUGGCGAGGUGCCGAUAGAUUACGCUAACACCAGCACGCGACUGGGACGGCUCCUGCUGGAGGCCUGCAACCAGUCUGGUUACCCUUACGUCGACUACAACGGCCGCACGCAAUCAGUACAAGGUAACAGACUGUACUUUUGGGCAUUGGUGGUUAACCUCUAUUCCUCUCAUCUCUCUCUCUCUCUCUGUCUGUCUCUCAAUCCACAGGUGAUAAUCGAAGGAAGGCGUGCUGUGGGCGUGGCACUGACCAGGUACGGCCAGCCGCAGAGGGUGUCGGCGGCGCGGGAAGUGAUCCUUUCGGCAGGAACGGUAGGAUCAGCUCAACUGUUGAUGCUAUCCGGAAUAGGGCCCAGGGAGGACCUCGAGCGUCUACAGAUUCCUGUGGUGGCCGACCUUCCUGUAGGACGCACUCUGCAGGAACACGUGACUAUGGAGCUGGCCGUGCCCGUAAGCACCGAUGUGGCCGCCGGCAUCCAGCCUUCUACCCUAGAUGACAUUACGCAAUAUGCCACCAACAGAUCCGGUGAGGAUGCAUCGUCUUUCUCUAUGGCAUGCAUUAUUGUGGACCGAGAGAAACUACAAUACGAACAUUUUUAUAUGCUCGUACCAGGGCCGAUAUCGAUGCCACAAACCGAGGUUCUACAGUUUCUGAAGACCAAUUAUGCGGCUGAUACUGGCAUCCCCGACAUCGAGAUAGCUGCCAAUUCGAACCCACCGGCUACAGAGCUGCUCAGGACAUCGCUUCUGAACCUAGGCUUACUGCCAGAGGCUUACGACAGCUUUCUCGGGCCCCGAAACGGCCAGCCUGGCUUCCUCGGUGUAGUGCUUCUCAACAGGCCAAAGUCCAGGGGUACACUUCGACUGCGGUCCACGGAUCCAAACGACCACCCAGACAUUGACCCAAGUAUCCUCGAACACCCCGACGAUGUUAGGGCGGCUGUUCAAGGCAUGUAUCUGACAUCUUUUCCUCUCGUUCUGCGGCAGGGAACGAAGAUCUUUAUCGACAAGAUGCUGAGCACGGACGCCAUGAAGAGCAUUGGCGCCAAGCCCUGGGACGUGACCUUUCCCCCGUGCGCUGAGGUGGGUCCGCGGUGGAGCCCCGAAUACAUCGAGUGCAUGUUCCGGCACCUUGCGCACGCGGGCUGGCACAUGUGCUGCACGGUGCCCAUGGGCUCGCAUCCUGAAGCAGUCCUGGAUGAGCGCCUCAGGGUCCGAGGGAACGUGAAGGGCCUCAGAGUUGCCGACGCCUCCGUGAUGCCCGAUAUCGUGAGCGGCCACACACACGCCCCAAGCAUGAUGAUUGGCAACAAGGCGGCGGCCAUGAUCGUUGAGGACGACGGCACUUUUCAAUCGUAAUGCGGCGCGUCCAAAUUGUCUUUCAAGCUCGUUGACCGGUGCAUUACACAAUUGCAC
This is a messenger RNA of Dermacentor silvarum, 1962 nucleotides long. Its product is annotated as oxygen-dependent choline dehydrogenase. The transcript is spliced from 11 exons. The record is from RefSeq and is a predicted model, not a curated record. Gene Ontology annotation, molecular function: flavin adenine dinucleotide binding; oxidoreductase activity, acting on CH-OH group of donors. NCBI's taxonomy places the organism in Eukaryota, Metazoa, Arthropoda, Arachnida, Ixodida, Ixodidae. Bases 1 to 1905 code for a protein of 634 amino acids.